AUGUUUAAAUCCAAGUCAUUCGAUUUGAAUAAUGAAGAAAUUACAAGACAAUCCGAAAAACUUUAUCAACCACGCAAAAUCCGAUGGCUGAAGUACAUCAUACAACCAGCUGCAAUUGGCUUUGUGCUACUUUUAAUAAUUUGCAAUGUAGACUUUUCAAGUGAACCGGCACAGAAAAGUCAGGAUUUUAAGGAUUUCAAAAUAUCACGAACGAUAUCGUCUCAAGUAAAAAUUGAUUUGUACAAAUUGCCAUUCUCAAAAUACGCUGAAUGGUGCCAAACACAGUGCAGCACGCCAGAGAGCCUUAAUUGCAAUCGUAAUUUCAGUCAAUUGGUUUUGAAACAUGCCAAAAAUAAAACGGAUUGCAAUUAUCAUUUCACACUACGCCUCAAAAACUAUCACUUUCCUAGGGCAGUAAUUCGGAAUAAUACCUUUGCUGGUGCCUACAGAUUGCAGAGUUUAAUUUUAAACAAUUGUGUUCUGAAAUAUAUUAAUGAUGACGCAUUUGAUCAAAGCAGCUUAAGAAGUCUUCUUACUAUAGAGUUAACUAAUACCCGGCUCAAAAAUAUAAGUAAUAACGCAUUUCGAGGCCUGAAUAAACUAUCUAACUUCACACUGAUCAAUCGAAGAAAAUCAUUGCGAUGUAAAGGAUUCAUGUUACCACUGGCAAACACCCUAUGUUCAGCAAAAAUUCAUCAGCAAUAUACACAACAUAGAAUAUACAAGCCUGAAUACUUUUUCGGCGACGCAGAUUAUAAACGUCUCAAGGUCUUAGAUCUAAGUGGAACCAAUAUCGGCGGAUCAGCAGAAACCAACAGUUUUGAGCACAUGCCAGCCUUGCAGUAUCUAAUUUUGGCAGGUUGUAGACUGAGCAGCAUAAGUUUCGAUGUAAACAUUGGCUUUGGUGCUCUGCGAUACUUGGACUUGAGUGGAAACAUGCUUGCCGAACUUAGUCCUCAGUAUAUAUUGAAUGCAAUACAAAGUGGUAUUACGCUGAAUCUCGCGGAUAAUAGUUGGGAAUGUAGCUGCACUAACUUAGAUUCCUUAAAUUCAUCAAAUAUAAAGUCUUGCUUUGGACAGAUCAGAAAAACGCGAAAUUUAAUAAGCACCGAUGUUCCGGAUAGCUAUGAAACCACCGAUGAAACGGACUCCACGUCAACCACACAAAGGCGCACAGCUGCCAUAAAAACUACCAAAAGUACCUCUACGCUUAGCACGGCAACACCGGCGCCGACUACACGGAAUACCUCAACAACCGAAUUGGAUAUAAGUACGACCGAAUCCAUAGACGAUGAGCAUCCUCCUCUAUUCGAUCAUAUCGUAUGCGUUAAUGCGGCCAAGGAAACUAUAAGUAACACCACAGUAUAUUACGAUGCACUAAUAAAAAUUGAAGACGAUUCUGACAGCGCAGUGCACGUUAGUCUAUCACAGUUGGACUCUCAGUUUUGGAGCAUUAUCUAUUUUUCAAAUGCAAAAGAUAUGGGUCAAAUGUAUAAUAACGAUGCCGUUGAAAUAUUAAAUGAUACAACUGUUAAGAUUAAUUAUUUAAGCUGUGCCACCGCGUACGUAUUUUGCCUGUUGAUAGAAGAAAAUACGACCUCGCCAUUUAAUUGUCGGUCACAUCAAACUAGGGCCUGUAGCGGGAAGCAAAUGUGGUUUGAGGCAAACAGCUCGCUGAUUGUAGGUCUUGGAAUAGUCGGUAUUCUAUUGUGCGUAACCCUGGGGUUAUUCGUAAUGUACGCAGUUCUCUGGCUUCAUCCGACCUGGCUAUGCGGAAGUAAACGCUUGCAACGUCCGUCGCCGGGAUCUUCCAUUAUGGUUCUAUUGCCCAGGAGUUCUGAUGCGGAGCUAUACAACACAAUAGGUUACCCAAAAUCCGAAAGCAACAUUAACGAAUAUGCAGCAUACUAUCGCCAUUUAGAACAAGCGAAUCUAUACCAAGGAGAAUCAAAUAAGUACAAUAUACCCCCCUUGGAACGCGCCCCAUCCGUACCACCAUUCGGAGAAAAAAAUAAAAUAUCCACAAAUCCGAACAGUUAUACAUAUGAAUGCUUUGAGUUAUAUGAGGAGCUUUACUAA
Molecule: messenger RNA, 2079 nt
Organism: Drosophila novamexicana
Lineage: Eukaryota; Metazoa; Arthropoda; Insecta; Diptera; Drosophilidae
Exons: 2
Coding region: 1-2079 (692 amino acids)
Molecular function (GO): protein binding
Source: RefSeq, a predicted model, not a curated record